This is a messenger RNA of Indicator indicator, 624 nucleotides long. It is a transcript of the gene SOCS1, whose product is annotated as suppressor of cytokine signaling 1. Gene Ontology annotation, cellular component: phosphatidylinositol 3-kinase complex. The transcript has a single exon. The record is from RefSeq and is a predicted model, not a curated record. The coding region runs from base 1 to 624 and encodes 207 amino acids. NCBI's taxonomy places the organism in Eukaryota, Metazoa, Chordata, Aves, Piciformes, Indicatoridae. Gene Ontology annotation, biological process: phosphatidylinositol phosphate biosynthetic process; intracellular signal transduction. Gene Ontology annotation, molecular function: 1-phosphatidylinositol-3-kinase regulator activity.
AUGGUAGCACACAGCAAAGUGUCAGCAGAUAAUGCAGUUGCAGCAGACCCGAGAUGUCUACUUGACCCUCCAGUACCAGAUCGUUCACAGGCUCGGGGCUACCAUGGCCCAGGCCGGCCCAGCACUGUGCAGGCACAGAGCAACACACAUUUCCGAACCUUUCGCUCACAAUCGGAUUUUAGUAGCAUCACUCGAGCAAGCAGCCUGCUGGAUGCCUGUGGCUUCUACUGGGGACCUCUGACUGUCAAUGCUGCCCAUGAGAAGCUGAAGUCUGAGCCUGAGGGCACCUUCCUUAUCAGGGACAGCACACAAAAGAAUUGCUUCUUUGCCAUCAGUGUUAAGACUGCGACUGGGCCCAUCAGCAUCCGGAUAAAUUUUCAGACUGGACGUUUCAGCCUGGAUGGCAGCAAAGAGACUUUUGACUGUCUUUUUAAGCUGCUGGAACAUUACCUAAGCUCCCCGAGGAAGGUACUGGUUACCCCCCUGCGCAAAGUCCGUGUGCAGCCCCUGCAGGAGCUCUGCCGGAAGAGCAUUGUGAAGGCUUUUGGAAGAGAGAACUUAAACCAGAUCCCCCUCAAUCCUGUUCUAAAGGACUAUCUGAAAUCCUUUCCAUUUCAGAUAUAA